This is a messenger RNA of Malus domestica (apple), 1952 nucleotides long. Its product is annotated as serine/threonine-protein kinase OXI1-like. Gene Ontology annotation, cellular component: plasma membrane; cytoplasm; nucleus. The record is from RefSeq and is a predicted model, not a curated record. Lineage: Eukaryota; Viridiplantae; Streptophyta; Magnoliopsida; Rosales; Rosaceae. Gene Ontology annotation, biological process: protein phosphorylation. Gene Ontology annotation, molecular function: protein serine/threonine kinase activity; ATP binding.
UUUAUCGUUCGCCACCAGUUUGAACCAAAACAUUCCCUGCACCGCACGUCUUCUGGAAUAAAGACCGUCUCACGGAAUCACAUGCACUUCCCGCGGUUUCUUGCUCUCCAAGACAUCAACAAAAUAAAAGAGAAAAAUCUCCCAAACAAUAAUAUUUCAGUGACGACAUCAUGCUCAACAGCACCCAGGAAAUUUACCCGCGCUUCAAAACAGUAAACCACCGCACUAUCCCGCCACGUCACGACACACCCAGGAAAUAUCCAUACGUGUCCGCAUCACAGCUCACCACACACACCAACAGCAGCAUGCAAAGAAGAGAAACAAAAAGGUAAAAGCCAAUGUAUGGGCCCCGCCCCUUGAAUUGAACCCUUCCUCGCUAAGACUUGUAUAAAUUUCGGUCUCUGUCUCUCUCCACAGAUGCCACCCGAAACAGAGCUUUCAACCAUGGCCGACCAAGACGACGGCGUCACGGUUCCCAGCUUGGAUUUCCAGCGCCUGAGAGUGAUCUCGGUGCUGGGCCGCGGAGCCAAGGGCGUGGUGUUUCUGGUGAAGGGCGACGAGGCGGCAGAGGAGCUCAUGGCCUUAAAGGUAAUUUCCAAGGACUUGAUCGAGCGGAGGAGUAAAGACGCGAAGAGCGACGGCAGCGAGUACCGAAGAGUCAGCUUCGAGCAGCAAGUACUACGUCGUUUUGACCACCCGCUCUUGCCGAAGCUGCAUGGCGUUCUCGACACUGAAAAGCUCGCCGGCUACGCCAUUGAUUACUGUCCCGGCCGCGAUCUCAAUUGCCUCAGAAAACGACAGACCGAGCGGAUGUUCUCCGAUGAGGUCAUCAGAUUUUACGCGGCGGAAUUGGUUCUGGUAUUGGAUUAUCUGCACGGAUUAGGAGUGGUUUACAGAGAUUUGAAACCGGAGAACAUCAUGAUCCAAGAGAACGGUCACAUUAUGCUCGUCGAUUUCGAUCUCUCCACCGAGCUCUCUCCGAUAAGGACUCCUCCUCGAUCAGCUCAAUCAGCUCAAUCGGAUCGGAUUAUAUCAAAUUCCAUAGCAAAAUCAAUCCCAGUGCAAAAGAAGCGGCGCUCGCCGUUCCACCGCUUCUGCAACUCGGGGAUUUCGCCGGACGAAACGGUGGCGCCGCCCGAACUCCGCGUCAACUCGGAAAGCCCCUCCGGUUCGGAUUUGUCCGAGAAGUCGAACUCGUUUGUUGGGACGGAGGAGUACGUGGCGCCCGAAAUUGUAUCGGGCCAUGGCCAUGACUUCGGCGUCGAUUGGUGGUCCCUCGGGGUGCUUCUUUACGAAAUGCUGUACGGUACGACACCGUUCCGGGGAUCUAACAGAAAAGAGACGUUUUAUCGGAUACUGAAAAAAACCCCUGAACUAAGAGGCCAAACGACGGCUUUAAGGGACCUGAUAAAAAAUUUGCUCGAGAAGGAUCCGAAGCAGAGAAUCGGGUCGGUGGAGAUCAAGGGCCACGAUUUCUUUAAAGAGGUUGAGUGGGAUUCGGUUUUGCGAAUCUCGAGGCCGCCGUACAUUCCCGAAAUUGCGCCGGCGGAGGUUACGGACGGAAUUGAAAAGAAAAUUGAUGUGGAGACGGUGGUGAAAGGAAUAUUCGGUGGUGAAGAUGGUGGUGGGGAGGAGGAGGAGAAUAAAGGCAAGGAAAGUGAGGAGAAUAAUAGAAAAAGGAAUAAUAAUGGGGAGGAAGGAAAUAAGGAGGAUGUAAAUAAAAGGGUUUGUGUGGAAGGAUUGAAUUUGAAUGACAACCCCACCCAAGAUUGUGAUGCAUUUUUGGUUUUCUAACUAUUCUUUUAUUAGUUUGACAUGUCUUAGUUUUGAAUCUCGUGAAUAACUAAUUUGAUACCAAAUAUGGUUAUUUAUUGUACAGCUUAAUCGAAUUUUCCUCUUUCUCUUAGUGUAAAAUAUACAAUUGUACUAAAAAAAGAACUAUUAUUUCAUUA